GUAAUUAAGUGUAAGAGAAUCGGAAAUCUCGGUCGCCCACUUGUUAAGUUCGGUCAAGCCUAUCGAAAUCGCAACACCCUGUACGGUACGUUAGAAUGUGAACAAAAUUUGCUAAAUAAGUGAGACAAAAGCAAUCAGCGACAACACUUCUAGCGCAAACAGGGCAGAUUUACGGAUUACGGCGUUGGCGUGAGCGCCGUAAUUUGCAAAAUGGCAAAGGGUCGACGCUUAGAGGACACGGUAACAGUAUAACAACGUGUAAUUCGCAAUUUAGCGACGCGCGAGACGAGCAACAAUAAGCAGCGAUGGUUCAUCUCGGGGUCGGAGGUCAAUAUUUCAUGGAGAAGAGCAAGUCCUUCACCGGCGACGAUGGGGAGGACAACGUGUCGAUCGAGGCCAAACGAAUUUUAAUGAUGCAGAAACGGGACAUUAUCCUAACUGCAGUCUUCUCGAGCUUGGCCGCGCUAAUUCUGAUAGCGGCCAUCGGAGCCGCGUGCUACAUCUACCACAAGAAGCGUCGCAAGCGCGACGAGGACGAGGAGGACGAUUUUACGGCGGACAGCACGCCCAAAAACGAGGGCGUCCGCGAGAAGAAGAGCAGGCUGAACGGAUUUCUCAGCCUGAAGACGCCGCUCAUCUCCACAAAGACGCUGGGGACUACCGGAAGUCCCCAGGCGAAAUCGCCCGGAAGCAGCGCGGGAGCGUUGAUACCGCCAGAGGCACGCACACCUACUGCAACCUCCAACAAAGCACUACAAAAUGUCAAGGGAGGCGACCAUCCCUCGAUGGCGUUCUUACAGAAUCGCUCGAUAUCCCUUGUCGACAUGUACAUCGACAAUUCGGAGCCAUCUGAAAAUGUCGGACAGAUACACUUCUCUCUUGAGUACGACUUUCAAAAUACAACUCUUAUCCUUAGACUUAUACAGGGGAAAGAUCUACCCGCAAAGGACUUAUCCGGCACCAGCGACCCCUAUGUGAGGGUGACGUUACUUCCGGAUAAGAAGCACCGACUGGAAACGAAAAUAAAGCGACGCACACUAAAUCCGCGCUGGAACGAGACGUUCUACUUCGAAGGAUUUCCGAUACAGAAGCUGCAAUCGCGCGUACUUCACCUGCACGUCUUCGACUACGACCGAUUUUCUCGCGACGACUCGAUCGGCGAACUCUUCCUGCCGCUGUGCCAGGUGGACCUCAGCGAGAAGCCGUCGUUCUGGAAGGCGCUCAAGCCGCCGGCGAAGGACAAGUGCGGCGAGCUGCUCACCUCGCUCUGCUAUCACCCAAGCAAUAGCAUCCUCACCCUCACCCUGCUCAAAGCUAGAAAUCUCAAGGCGAAGGACAUUAACGGCAAAUCAGAUCCCUACGUGAAAGUAUGGCUGCAGUUCGGCGACAAGCGAAUCGAGAAGCGCAAGACGGCGGUCUUUAAGUGCACGUUAAAUCCCGUCUUUAACGAUACCUUCUCGUUUAACGUUCCGUGGGAGAAAAUUAGGGAGUGCUCGCUCGACGUUAUGGUCAUGGAUUUCGAUAAUAUCGGACGUAACGAACUGAUCGGACGAAUUUUAUUGGCAGGCAAAAAUGGUUCCGGUGCGACCGAAACGAAACAUUGGCAGGACAUGAUAACGAAACCGCGCCAGACGAUCGUGCAGUGGCAUCGACUAAAACCCGAGUAAAACGUCAACGGUGGGCAUUUUGGGGUUAUUUUCGCACACGUUUCCGCUCUGAUAUCUCAUGCAACACUUCAUUUUGCUUUAUUUAAAAAAAAAGAAAGUAAAAGUAAGAUUAAGCGAAGACAAUAAUUUUGUAUAUUUUACAGCUAACUAAAGACGACAUUUACAUGAGAUUUCAGUUGACAACAUUGUUUAGCAGUAUUGGAUGUUUUUCGAACUUUUUCGAACCCCACCCCCCGACCGUGUGUUAAUGUCAAAUAAUAGCACUAAAACCAAAAAAGUAUUUUUUGUGAUACCUUAAUUGUUAUAACUGUGAAUAGUAGAUAAGCGAUUUUAACAUUUAGCGAGUAAGUAUUAUCAAGAAAUCUAUCAUCUGCUCAUAGUGAAUUUUGUACCUACUCAAACAAUUAAAGAGUUCUUUUUUUAGUUUUUGAGCACUGAUAUAUACACACACGUAGAUGGUUGAUUAGAGAGGUCGGUCGAUAAAAUUCACUAUGCGCAAAUACUAUACGUAAUAAGUAAAAAAAUGAUUGUUCAAAAAUAUAACCAAAGAACGCUUUAACAGUUAGAUCUUGUAUAGGACUUUUUUUAGGAGGCGUUAAAUGUGAUGAAGCUGAAGAAAAUUAUUUUCGGAACGUUGUUAAUUUGAUGUUUAUAAGACACAUGAAUUUUUUUAUGUUCGUUGCAGCAGCACAAGGAUUGUACUUUUAUCACCGAAGAAAAUUAAAAAUUCAUGGUUUUGAAAUGAUGCGUACCCCGUUCCCCCUAAGAUUAGUGAGAGAUGGUUUAUCAAAUAGUAUACACACCUCCCCUGUAUGAUUGUACAUUAAACGUUUUUUUAUACUGUAGUGCCUGAUGGAAAACGUAUCGUUAAAAGUGCAUAAUAUUAAAGUAAUUCUUGUUUUCAUUCCUAGAGUUUAGGUAUAUUACAUUAUAGGCUGCAGCAAUUUUUGAUAAAUGUGAAAGAGUAGCUUCGCUAAUAUUAAGAGAUUCUAUCGUUGUUUUACAUGUUUUAACAAAAAAAUGGUCGAAGAAUUAUCUCACUGUACCCUAGUCAAAGUAGCUUUAGGUCAUCUUAUUCUGUGGAGAUUCUGAUGGUAUGUUGCUAAGGCGUUUAUGUUUAUACGGUGUUUGGUGUAACGUUUCUAAUUGUUACUAUAAGAGAAAUACCUUAAAUCUAAAUAUAUGUUAGAUUAGCCAUGUGAAAUUUAUGCAGAUGUAGUGGAUCAAUUGACAAAUAAUAUUUAUUUAUUUCAA
Messenger RNA from Photinus pyralis (common eastern firefly), 2921 nucleotides. Its product is annotated as synaptotagmin-7. Gene Ontology annotation, molecular function: clathrin binding; phosphatidylserine binding; calcium ion binding. The record is from RefSeq and is a predicted model, not a curated record. Bases 306 to 1667 code for a protein of 453 amino acids. The transcript is spliced from 7 exons. Gene Ontology annotation, cellular component: membrane; axon; synapse. Gene Ontology annotation, biological process: vesicle fusion; calcium-ion regulated exocytosis; regulation of dopamine secretion. Lineage: Eukaryota; Metazoa; Arthropoda; Insecta; Coleoptera; Lampyridae.